GUGACUUGCACAGCGACACUUCCGGAGAGGCGUGUCGCGUGCGCCAGCCACGAGGCCAUGGCCCCCGGCUUCCCCGUGGGUCUCCCGCGCCGCGUCGACUCGCUGUGCAGGGCGCACCGGGCCCUGCGCGCCCCCUCGCCGCGCCGGGCCCUGCACGCCCCGAGCCCGGCCCCCCGCGCGCGUUCGGGGGCCGCGCAGAUCUGGCUGCAGAGGCAGCGGCGCGACCCGUUCGUGCAGCGCGCCCAGGAGCUGGGGCUGCGAUGCCGCAGCGGAUUCAAGCUGGCGCACAUGGACGAACAGCUGCGCUGGCUGCGGCCCGGCCGAGCCGUGCUCGACUUGGGGGCGGCGCCGGGCGCCUGGAGCCAGGAGGCGGCGCGCAGGGUGAACGCGACCGGGGCCCUGCCCGGUGCCCCGCGCGGCUUCGUGCUGGGCCUGGACCUGCUGCCCGUAGAGCCCCUCGACGGAGUCUCCUUCCUGGGCGGCACCGACGUGCGCGCCGCAGACACCGAGACGAAGGUUCGCGCCCUGCUCCCGGGCGGCGCGGCGCACCUGGUGCUGAGCGACAUGGCGCCCCGGGCGAGCGGGGUGCGCACCCUGGACCACGAGCAGAGCCUGGCGCUGUGCGGGGCCGCCCUGGCGCUCGCCCUCGUCAUCCUGCGGCCCGGGGGCCACUUCCUCUGCAAAUUCUGGGACGGCGCGAGCAGCGAGGAGCUCCGCGCCCGGCUCCGGGCCGCCUUCCGCGACGUGCGCGCCCUCAAGCCGCCCGCGAGCCGCCGCGACUCGGCCGAGCUGUACCUGGCGGCGAGCGGCCUGAGGGCGCCGCGCCGCCCGUGACCUCGGCGGCCCACUUGGGACCCGCGCCAAUCCACGCGCGCUCUGCGAGGGCCUCACCGCGACCUGUUGGUCCGUGGGGGAGGUUGUUGCAGCUCGCUUUUGACAGGGAUGUCAUUGACGUUUGUGGUUAAGUUGUGGCGCAUACGAAACGAUGGUGGGUUUUGACGCGCUGCGGACAAGUGUGCCGUCCCAUUGCUCGCGGUCAAACGCUGCAGAUGGCCUCUAUUUAACAACGCGCCCUCAUAAAAGGUAGUAGUGAGUGCAAUGGCAUAAAAUACCGUGCAAUUUUUCGUCCUGUGGCUAAAUAAAUGUUUUAUUUGUCUCA
Messenger RNA from Petromyzon marinus (sea lamprey), 1159 nucleotides. It is a transcript of the gene MRM2, whose product is annotated as mitochondrial rRNA methyltransferase 2. Gene Ontology annotation, molecular function: rRNA (uridine-2'-O-ribose)-methyltransferase activity. Gene Ontology annotation, cellular component: mitochondrion. Gene Ontology annotation, biological process: RNA methylation. Lineage: Eukaryota; Metazoa; Chordata; Hyperoartia; Petromyzontiformes; Petromyzontidae. The record is from RefSeq and is a predicted model, not a curated record.